AUUCUCAUUGGCCGACUGAUGUGCCAUUUAAAUCAUUUUCCCGCCUCUAGUAGCGGCGGGGUGGGGCUGUGGCUGAGGAUGCUGUGACGUCAGCGGUGGACAGUCCAUGCCAUGAUGGCGGCGGAGCGGGGCGGCGGUCCCGGCUCUCCUCCCGGAUCUCCUGCCGGCGCCUCCCGGACUGCGGCGGAUCACUCGGUCCUAGUGGUGGUGGGAACGCUGCGGCCCGCGGAGCUGCUGGAGCGGGUACUGCGGCAAAUAGAAACAGGUGUGCGCUGCUGGGCGGUGGAUCUGGACGUCUCCGUUCUGGAUCAACAGCUGAAGCUCUUUGUGUCGAGACAUUCAGCCUUCCUGUCAGAAGAAGUGCGAGGUCAGCGGACUCUGCAGCACAGCGGGGACGUCCUGGACACGCAAGUCGUGGUGAAUCCAGGCUCAGAGUUUGUUUCCUCAGAGGUGCGGCGGCUCGUCUGCAACCCAUCGCGCCGCAAACUGCUGAUUCUCGCCGGUCAGUGUGUUGAGGGCAGCGGCGACAUUGUACUGCAGAAAGGCUGCUUCUCCCUCAGCAACCUCAUCCAGAUUUUUUCUGACGAGGAGGUCGGUGAACUGCUGAGCUCGGCAGGCCCAGCGGUGAAGCCUAGCCUCACCCUCAGCUGUCCAGACUCUGGCCUUUGGAAGGAGCCGGCACUGGAGAAACACAAUCUGCAAGACUUCAUAAACAUCCGGAUCAACCCUCCCCCAGUCCUGCCCGAGAUGGAGGGUUUGCAAGAGUUCAUAGAGUACCUUUCGGAGUCUCUGGAGCCCGAGUCUCCCUUCGACCUACUGGAGCCCCCAAGCACCGUGGGCUUCCUGAAGCUGUCUCGACCCUGCUGCUACAUCUUCCCUGGCGGGAGGGGUGACUCUGCCUUCUUCGCUGUUAACGGUUUUAAUGUCUUGGUGAACGGCGGCUCUGACUCACGCUCCAGCUUUUGGAAACUGGUUCGACACUUGGACAGGAUUGACGCUGUACUGUUGACACACAUCGGCGUGGACAAUCUGCCGGGCGUGAACAGUCUGCUGCUGAGGAAAGUUUCCGAGCAGGACGACGAGGCUGCCGGAUCCCAUCCCGAAGAGGACUGGAUGAAAAACCUCAUCUCCCCUGAGAUCGGGGUGGUUUUUCUCAAUGUUCCCGACAGGCUGAAGUUCGUCCAGGAAGAUCCGAGCAAGCUGCGGAGCUGCGAUCAGGCAGCACUUGCUCUGCAGCACCUGCAGAGACUGGCGAUCAGACCAGAACCCCUGAACCGGCCUAAUGGACCUAGCAUAGAACCCGUUAUCUUGUUCCAAAAGAUGGGAGUUGGUCGUCUGGAGCUUUACACUCUGAAUCCGGUCAGCGGUAGCAAAGAGCUCGAAGCUUUGAUGCAGACUUGGCCAAACAAUGGAUCGAAUGUGAAGCGCUCAGAUCUUCCACUGCCGUGCCUUGUUUCCAUUUGUGCUUUGUUGGUCUGGCACCCGUCCAGCCCUCAGGAGAAAAUCAUCCGUGUGCUCUUCCCAGGGUGCACGCCUCAGACCAAAAUUCUGGAUGGACUUGAGAAACUCAAACAUCUGGAUUUCCUGAAACUACCAGCAGUGUGUUUGAAGGACCUGGAAACAUCCAAAAUCGAAAAGCAACCAAAACGAGCAGACAGUCGAGAAAGCCUUAAGUCCCAGUCUAAGGACGUCAGACCCAGUAGUGCCUUACAGAAAGAUAAACUUGGACGAGUGGAUGCCAAAAAACAAGAGAUGAAAACCAAGCCUAGGGUAGCAGCUGACUCUGUACCUAAAGACAGAAAGGAUCCCGAAGAAAAGCCCAAAACAAAGGAACCAGAGGCUAAAUCGAAGCCAGCGAAAUCUGCUGAAAAGCUCAUUCCAAAGAAAGAGGUUUUAAAAGAAGAGAAGAAGGAAGUGAAGAAGAAAGACAAGAAGGAAGAGAGUGGAGAGAAAAAGAAAGAAGCAACAAAGAAAGAAAUCCCAAGUAUGAAGCCAAAGAAAGACCUCAAAUCUGAACCAAAAAAAGACGUGAAGAGGGACGUGAAGAGCGAUGAGAAGAAGGCAGCAAAGCCAGCCAUUAAAGAAGUGAAGAAAACCACAAGUGCAGCUUCAACAGCAAGUGCAGAAAUAAGAAAACCUUCUGGGAAGAGCAGCACUCUGAAGAAGGAUGGGACUCUUCCCAAGAAAGAUACUUUGAACAAAGGGACGAAAGGCAAACCAGUCUCAAAGGAGCAGGAGACCCAGAAGGAGGUGGCUCGCUCUAAGGUGUCCACACCUGAGGACAUGACGGCUGAAUUUGAAAGACUUCGAUUGGAAGAUGAGAAUGGGAAUAGUGGUAAAAGUGCAAAGUCCAGGGGGUUGAAUCCUGACGAAGUAAAGUCCAACGGGAACCCGACUUCCGCAGUAGAGAGUCCAGAGAAGUUUCGCUGCUCGGAGACCGAUCAUGACAUGGUCACUGCCUCCUCACUGGUCGCUAAAACUCCAAAAGGUGAUCUUAGUGUGAACUUUGAUCUCACCCAGACCACAUAUGAGCCAGUGGACAGAUCCUUGAAAAAUGGACCCGAUGUCUGCAUGGAGGAAAAGACCCUGGAGCUGGUCUCUCCUGCAGAUUCUGCCCCAAACAGUGCUGGACAUACCCCUUUCUACCAGUCCCUCGAAGAGGACAUUCGUGGCUUGGGCGAGGACAGUGGCCUUGAGGCAAGAGGGUCUAGUCUAGGCUUUGAGGACUACAAUCAGGGAAGUUCAUGUAGGACCUCUGACCUCAGCUCCCUGCCUGAAGGUCUGGAAAACUCCAUAUCCUCUCAAGAUAAACAGUCCAGCCUUCUGACCCUCAGUCCUUUUAAGGACAUCAUGCCGGACUCCUCCCCAACCAUGACCUCCAUGCCGGCUGAGGUUGGCUCACCUCACUCUACAGAGGUUGAUGAAUCACUUUCAGUGUCUUUAGAGCAGGUUCUGCCCCCCCCUGUUGCCUCCCCCAAAGUCUGCGCCAACGGCCACGUUAUUGACUUGGACUCCAGUUCUGGGAUAGCCUUGAGGUCUGCCCAUAACGGGUGCUGUGGAAACCGAUCAGAGGACCACAUCCAUGGGAUGUCAGAGGUCAUCUCGGAUGUUCCUCACGACGUUGACCUCUGCUUGGUUUCCCCAUGUGAGUUCCAGCAUCCCAGAACCUCGGAGAACCAUCAGCAGCACGUGAGCCCCGGGUUCGCCACGGGAACCUCUCCAGACGUCUCUGAUAAUAACAACCACUCUCAGGAUGCGAGCAGCAGCGACCACGCCUCAGCCUACAGUCAGGAGACUCCGCCCACAUCAGUAAGCGGCACCCUGCCCACCACCACUGAUUCUGAUAUCCCCCCCAGCACAGAGGACUGUCCUUCCAUCACAGCUGACAUUGAUUCUGAAGAUGAUUCCAGCGGCUUCUUUCCACCCACCCAACCACAGGAACAUCCUACAUCACACUUUACCCACAGGGCAGGGCAGCACGACCCACCGCCAGCGCCGGUCAAGGACCUCCCUCCUCUACCGCCACAGCCUGGAGCCUGUAUGGCUGACUCAGAGCCUGACAAGAAGAGCUCAGCCGGAAAGACAAAGAAACCGCUGCAGAGAAUGUCGUCAGGGAGCACAGUGGCCCAGAAUGGAAGGUCGAAGGUCGGCAGCUCCACAGGGUCCUUAAAGAUGGCGUCCAGCCUCGAUGCCAAGCCCUCAUCCCGGAGUUCACUGGGUGGAUCUAGAAUUGGAGCUGCAAAACCUCCAUCCUCAGGUUCCAGAGCUUCGGGUUCCUCCGGGACUGAGGGUUCUGCGGUCUAUGUGGAUCUGGCCUACCUGCCGUCCGGGACUGCCUCCUCCACUGUGGACUUGGACUUCUUCAGGCGCCUCCGCUCCUCAUAUUACAUUGUGAGUGGAGACGAUCCGGUGAAGGAGGCGGCGAUGAGGAGCAUCCUGGAUGCACUGCUGGAGGGAAAGAGCAGCUGGCCGGACAUCCAGGUGACGCUGAUUCCAACGUUCGAUUCGCUGGCGAUGCACGAGUGGUACCAGCAGACCCACGACAGGCAGCGGGAGCUGUCAGUCACCGUGCUGGGCAGCAACAGCACCGUCGCCAUGCAGGAGGAAACCUUCCCCGCCUGCAAGGUCGAGUUCUGAGGUCGAAGCCCCUUCCCCUUUGCCACGGUUGCACCCAGACCAGCGUGAUGAGGAGGCUGGCUGUGAGCAUGCUCAGUUAGAAACACUUUCUCUCACCUGUGUGACGACAUUUUCUCACCUGCUGGAUCAGCACCUUCAUCUCACCUAAGAGCAAACAUUAGCACGUAGCAUGACAGAAAUUUGAAAAACCGUGUGACAAGUAAACACAAUGGCUUGGGCGAGGCACAGAGGUUAAAAUGAAUCAGUGUUUUAGAAAGAUUUUUAUCAAAGGAGCGUGACGCUGGCAUGAUGUGUCUGUUCAGUUAGGUUGUGUCAGUGUCUUAUGAUUUACUAUUCUCUGUUUAGCCCCUUCCCCCACUUGCCUCUUCGUUUUAAGCUUAUCUCGAGGCAGGGUGGAGGAGACCGACCUGACAAUAACUCGCUGUUUUCAGAGCCGCCAAUUAGAUUUUUACCUCACAGGAAGCACGCUAGGUGGGGUUUAUCUCUAAACUCGUGAGCUUACAAAUGAAGACAUGAAAAGACCACAGGACUAACGAAUCAAUCAGACAAUCUGCUCUCCUUUUCUGUGAGGUAAUCUUCCUGUUUUUGCAAAUGGAGUCUUGCACACAGUCACGGUUCCAGGUAAAGCAGUGAAAACUUUGUAAAUAUAAGAGCUACGUGAACACACUGAAAACUAGGCGAUUUAGGGUGCGUGGCAUAUAGGGGCAGGUAAAAUGGCGACUGGAUCAGAAGCUUAUACACUGCGGAGAAAAUGAACCGACGCCCCUUCAGUGGAGGCUUCUUUGUUGAGAUAUUAAAGUUUUAUUGCAUUUUAAUGCAGGUCGUAUAAACACCUGCUCAUGUCUCCAUCAUCUGAUCCUGGGCUGUGCAAGGCCCGUUAAGCAGUCCGGUGUGAUGGUGGACGCGGGUCAGUCAGAGAACAUUUGAAGAUUCAAGCACGAGAUCCAAAGGUUGAUUCUGUCAGCGACAAAGAGUGUGAGGCUGUGACGGAUAUGAAAUGAAAUUUAUUUUCGGUCAACAACAACAACAGAUUAUAAUUUUACAUAAAAGUACUCAAUCAAACAGACAUAACGUCAACGUUCAGGUGACAUCAGUAAGGCUGAUGUCAUUAAAGAGCCUAAGGGCGACUGGUGUGAUUUGGUGCUGUAUAAAUGAAACUGUAUUAACUUAAGCUCCACCUCCUGGCCACCGUCGGCAUCAUCGGGGCAACGAACCGUAAUCAAACUCGGGUCACGGACACUGAAGUCACCCUCAAAUAGUAUCUCACAUUAAACAAACAGCCUUUUUUAUUGUAGUUGUAAAAUCAAUUGUUCACAUCUCUGAUUGGUUCUGUCUGAUGUUAGGAUGAGAGUUGGUUAGCUUGUGGAUGUGCUCCACUCCGUGACUCGUCUGACCUUUAACCUCAGCGGUGAUUUAAGACAGACCUUGUGAUGUCAUCCGAUUAUCUCAGUGGGAACUUUCCUGUCCCUCAGUUACAGUAAAGCACACAGAGGUCACAGGACUGUGAGCGUGUGAUUAAGUAGUGGCGUUUCGUUCCCGAUAAUCUUCAGAAGAUUGUCAGAGAAACCGGAGAUGUAGUGUCUCUGGUUUCCCUGAUGACGGUAGUUCAACUUCCUGUCCUGAAGGUUCUGGUCCGGUUCUAUUUCCUGCUUUGACCUCAGCACAGAUCUUCCCCCGUUCUUCCUUGGUGUGCUCCAAGUACUACACUACCCACGAGCCUCAGAAGACAUGUCUCAAUACAGUCUGUGAUCAGUUUGACCUUUGAUCCCCUUCCUCGGGUGUUUCUCCCACCGUGAAGAGAAUUGUGGGUCAGACUGCUACCAGCUGAUAGGCUGACGUGCUGCAGUGCGCUCUGGGAAGUGUAGUCCUUCGAGAACCGAUGGAUUUUCUCUCUGACUGAUUUUUGAAAGUCAAAACAUUUCAUCGGUAAUUUAUUUAUUUAAUUUAACAUUUUUACAAAUAAAUCCUCAAACGUGACGUUUGGUACGAGCUGCUUGCCGUCCGUCUCUACCCAAUCAGCAUGGAGCUGAUCGACCGUUAAAGGAGCAGCCCGCUGUGUUCGUCCCACCCAGAGGAGCGACUGAAGAACAAACAGAUGAAGUUCAAAUCCUUCUGUUAUUUUAUCUUUACAGUGAACAUUUAGCUUUUAACUUUUAUUCGCAAAGCUUUAAAUUUAUCUUCUUUUUUUUUUACCCAGGAAGUGAUUUUCAGCUUUUGUUUGUUUGUUUUCUUCAGAUUUUCUUCUUUGUGCCUGCAGACAAUUUUUUAAUCCAACCAAUCAAUGAGCUGGAAAUCAUGAGAGCUGAAAAAAAUGUACUGAUAAUCUCAGACACACACACACACACACACACACACACACACACACACACACACCAUUUGUGCAUUGAAACACUAACUGCAACGAUUGUCUUUCAAAAUAAAUGUCCCUUUCACACAGUG
Pelmatolapia mariae (spotted tilapia) is the source of this 6576-nucleotide messenger RNA. RefSeq names its product microtubule-associated protein 1Sa (gene map1sa). The coding region runs from base 112 to 4137 and encodes 1341 amino acids. Gene Ontology annotation, biological process: dendrite development; axonogenesis; microtubule cytoskeleton organization. Gene Ontology annotation, molecular function: microtubule binding; actin binding. The transcript is spliced from 7 exons. The record is from RefSeq and is a predicted model, not a curated record. Gene Ontology annotation, cellular component: microtubule associated complex; dendrite; cytosol. NCBI's taxonomy places the organism in Eukaryota, Metazoa, Chordata, Actinopteri, Cichliformes, Cichlidae.